Messenger RNA from Rubroshorea leprosula, 1344 nucleotides. The record is from the annotation of a GenBank genome assembly. NCBI's taxonomy places the organism in Eukaryota, Viridiplantae, Streptophyta, Magnoliopsida, Malvales, Dipterocarpaceae.
CGCGUUUACCUAGAAUGGGGAUGGAGAGAGGGUACCCGCCUUUAUGGAGACCCAUUGUCAUCCCUAUACAAAAGGGGAGAAUAGUCAGAAUACAGCAGGCCACGUCCCGGCAAUCCAUCUUUCCUUAUCUCUCAGUUUCUGUCUCUCUGCUCCUAGCAACAGAGAUCAUGGUGGCGGCCACACUCUGCUUCCUCAAAACUCCCUAUUCUCCCUCAAAAGCCCCUUCACGGCUACUCCAAACUUCCAAACCUUUCAAAUCAAAUUAUCUCAAAAUCCUACACAUCCCCUCAAAAGAUCUUCAUCCGCUUCUCUUCCCCUCACAACCCUUGCACUACGUUUCUUUUUAGACACAAAGGCAAGUGAGUCAAGUGACAGUCUUUCUUCAAUUUCGAAAUUGAAAUGUCAAAGGGUUAAUCUGUUUUCUUCUGGGGGGUUUUGAUUUUUGAACUGUGAAUGAAUGCACAGGAUGCGCUUGCCAUUAAUGGGGAGUUUGGAAUUCUGGAGGGGAAGAACGUUUUCUCUUAUACACCCCAUUGUGAUGGGAGGGUUGUUCUUCUACCUUUGUGGGCCGGGAACUUGGGUUGGGAAUGGAGGCGGGUCCGGACCAUACAGAAUGAGAUUAACGAGCUUGAGAAGCAGGUUAAGCCCAACCCAGUGACCCCAGAAGGGACGCCAGUGGAAGCAGUGCCGUCGCCGGUCGAACUCAAAAUUCAGCAAUUAACUGAGGAGAGGAAGGAGUUGUUGAAAGGGUCUUACAGGGACAGACACUUCAAUGCAGGAUCAAUAUUGUUAGGAUAUGGGGGGUAUUUGAGUCUACUGCUGGAGGGGUCAAAACAUGGUCGAGGACAGGAAAGCUCUUCCCUGCCCCCCAUUUGUUUGCAGGAGGAAGUAAGAAAUUUUUUAAAUGGUUCUAGAAAAACAUGCGGGUAGGCUGUAGCUGAACUGAAAUUUAGAUAAUUUAAGCUGCUGGAUUUUAUUUCAUCUCAUUGGUUUGAUUAUUGUUUUACAGCCAUUACCGUGCUAUGGGCAGCAUUAGCUGCUCUAGUUCCUUCAAUGCAGAAAGGAGGUGGGACUGCAAGGAACCUUCACAUUGCAUUGAAUGUAGUAAAUGUUCUUCUUUUUAUAUGGCAAAUUCCCACAGGAUUUGAUAUAGUUCUUAAAGUGUUAAGAGUUCACUACGUGGCCUUGAAUUAGCUUACUGUCAAAACUUCUCUGUUCUCUUGUGCCUACCCUUCUGUUUGUUUUCAGUUUCUUUUUGUUCUUGACCUCUCCCCUGAUGUUGUUUAUAGUGUUAUACCAGGAAAUAACUUGUAUUUGGUUAGUGUAUAAAGAAUUACUACUACA